Pistacia vera is the source of this 763-nucleotide messenger RNA. RefSeq lists its product as uncharacterized. Lineage: Eukaryota; Viridiplantae; Streptophyta; Magnoliopsida; Sapindales; Anacardiaceae. The transcript is spliced from 2 exons. The record is from RefSeq and is a predicted model, not a curated record. Bases 120 to 632 code for a protein of 170 amino acids.
UUUUCUAAACUUAAAGAAUGCAAAAGGAUAAUGAGAAGUGAGUUUUGGUCACUUCAAAGCUCAAACCAGUUCAGUUUUCUAUUCCUCUUUUCAUGUACAGAAUCAGUUAAGACUAAGAGAUGUCUAAAAUUUCUUCUUCUAAAUUUACAAACCCUGAAGUUUUCUUAUCUUCUUCGAAACUCUUAACCACUCCAAAGUUUCCUUGUUUUUCCACUUUAAGCCUUUCUCUUUUCUCCAAAUUCCCUCCAUGUUUUCACCCAAUUUCUCACUCUCCAAGAAAAGCUCUGACCUUGGUUUUGUGUAAGCCGUUUGAAGCAGAGGAAGAGCUGUCCUGUACAGAAGAUGAGUGGCUCAAGAGACUCCCAGAUAAGUCCAAGCCUUUGUACUCUCAUAGUUUGCCCUGCAUUGAAGCUUGGCUCAGAAAUUUGGGGUUUUAUCAGAGUAAAGAUGACCGGGCUGUUUGGUUGAUUGAAAAACCUGAUUGGUACGCUCAGUUGUCGCUUGAUGUCACUGACCUCUACAUAAGGUACUUGAAGAGUGGACCUGGGAAUCUGGAAAAAGAUGUGGAGAGAAGAUUCAGUUAUGCAUUGAGUAGAGAAGAUAUAGAGAAUGCCACACUUGGAGGACCAUAAGCAAUCCAGCAUCUGCUUUGGUCUCAUUAGCAACAUUUAUGAAGAUAACUUUUUCUCUAGGAUUUCCAAAACCAGGAAGAAAUUUAAAUUACAAAUGCUAUGUUUGGUGAUAUAAUCAAUGAAAUAUUGGU